This is a messenger RNA of Orussus abietinus, 4065 nucleotides long. RefSeq names its product retinal guanylyl cyclase 2. The transcript has 21 exons. Gene Ontology annotation, biological process: receptor guanylyl cyclase signaling pathway; cGMP biosynthetic process; protein phosphorylation. Gene Ontology annotation, molecular function: peptide receptor activity; protein kinase activity; guanylate cyclase activity. The record is from RefSeq and is a predicted model, not a curated record. Lineage: Eukaryota; Metazoa; Arthropoda; Insecta; Hymenoptera; Orussidae.
AUGGGGGUUUUCCAGGCAGUGGUGGUGUCCUCGGUGGGGCCCAUGGCCCGGAGCUGGUUGCACCAGCGCUGGUGGUGGCUCUUGGUCGUGACCACAAGUGGACUGCUUCUCUCGACCGCGGCCGACUGGUCCUUUUCUUCCGUCAAGGAUAACCGACAUUUCCGGCCAGGAUCAGAGGUCCUGGUCUUCCUGAGAGACCAGUGCAGCAGAAGCGAGGAUCGCGCCGAAAUUCAGGAGUUCAUCUCGCGAUACAGCACCGCGGUCUCCGUGAAGGUGCUCCCGAAAUCGAUGACCUGCGAGACCAGGUCUCAGGGUCUAGGGGCCCUGGUGCAGAUCCUCGGCCAGGCCACCACCACGACGAUGAUCGCCACCCUGGACAGCAGCAUCUGCGACGUCGCUGGGAGACUCGCCCACCUCUGGGACAAGUUGCUCAUCACUUGGACCUGUCCCCUGAGGACCGUCGAGGAGAGGGAACUGUCUUCUAUCGUUAGACUUUCCCCUGCAUUUCCGGUUUUGGCCCAGGCACUGGCCGAGAUUUUCCUGCACUUCCGGUGGAAGUCGGUCGCCAUCAUCAGCACGGAUCACGAGAUCUGGUCCAGCCUGGACCGUGCAGUUGUCGGAGCGCUGAGAGGAAUCGGGAUCAUCCCGAGACAUCACGCGGUGGUCCCCUUUCGAGGCACUGCCAAGCAGAUCCAUGGAUCCCUGAGAUCGCUAAACUCCAUUCCCUGCAGAGCCAUCGUCCUCUGUUUGCCCCUGGACGACGAAUUCUCCGGGAUGGUGCUGUCCGAGCUGGACCUAAUCCAGGAAACCCAGGCUCCAACCUCCGCCAUUGUGCUUGUGCAACACGAUGGACCGGAUCUCUUCCUGCCAAGUCAAGUUUCCGUGUCUUCCAAUGCCGAAGAGGUCCCAAUCUCGAACUCUUCUGGUCCAUCCGGGCCGAAUGCAACGCGAAACGCCAUCGACGUAUCCCUAGGGAACAGGGAGGUGUCCUGGAAAUUCUCACCCCCGCGGAACCUGAGCAAAACCACCCUCGACAACUUCCUGGCGAUCGUGCCCUUCGAGAAGAGGUACGACGUGUGGAGGAUCUACAACGGAUCCGAGAGCAUCUCCAUGCCCAGCACGAGAGAUAGGCUAGCCGAAUGUGUGGAUGUCCUGACUAAUGAUAACGCCAGCCUCAACUCCUUCAACAACAAGAUGUUCACUUAUGUUCUCUUGGACUGGCGAGGAUCAACCUGGAGGCCGGUCAUCGCUGUCCUGGAAGUGGAGGAUCAACUCGUCCUGAAGGAAUUCGCUGGAAACCUGCUGGCCGGUCGCGAGAUCUUCGACACCCUCUGCGUGGACGAGACCGAGUGUCCUGCUAGGGACCUUCCCGGAAUGCCAUUCCGGACCGCACAUAUCGUAGCCAUAAUCCUGGGGUCCUUGCUCUUCGUCCUGGUCACCUUCGUCAUCGCUGCACUGAUUCGGUAAUCGAUCGGUUAACGUUGCAGGAGGCACCUGUUGAAGAAGAGGAUGUCGAAGGGUCCCUACAAGAUCAUCCUGACAGCCUCCGACUUCGUCUUCCCGCAGGUGCCGGAUUCGAGGAGGGUCGACGAGGGGAUCGAGGCGAUGCUCUGCUGCUGGCUGCAACAGCUACAGGAAUUCGGGGGACCGGAAGUGGAGAAGCCAGACCUUCUUCAGGGUAGCGUGGGCUCGCUGAGACCACAUCUUCAGGCCAGCACCGGAAGUCUCGCCAGGCACACCAUCCUGAGGGACCCCCGGGCCAGGUACAACGGAGACCUGGUGCAGCUGAAGGAACUCCCUUGUCAGGGCACCUUCGAGCUGAAGAGCAAGGCGAUGGACGUGCUGGUCACGAUCCACGGCCUACGGCAUGAGAAUCUGAACCCUUUGAUAGGGUGUCUGACGGAGCCGGCGAAACCCUGCCUGGUCUUCGAGUACUGCUCGAGAGGGUCCUUGGAGGACGUGCUGGUCCAGGACGAGAUCAAGCUCGACUGGUCCUUCAGGCUCUCGCUCCUAACGGACCUCGUCAGGGGUAUGAAGUACCUCCACAGCACGCCCAUCAGGGUCCAUGGGUACCUGACCUCGCGGAACUGCGUCAUCGACGCCAGGUGGGUCCUCAAAGUCACCGAUUAUGGACUGCCAGCUUUUUACGAGGCCCAGAACAUCGUGCCCCCCGCAAAGACCGCCAGAGACUUGUUGUGGACCGCUCCGGAAUUGUUGAGGCACUCUGGCCUUCGAAAACGAGGCACCCAACCCGGAGACGUGUACAGCUUCGGGAUCGUCAUGCAGGAAGUCGUCGUCCGAGGGGAGCCAUUUUGCAUGCUCGCCUUAUCACCGGAAGACAUAAUCGAGAAGGUGAAGAAGCCUCCUCCGCUCAUCAGACCCUCCGUCAGCAAAGGAGCAGCUCCUCCCGAGGCCAUCAACAUCAUGAGACAAUGCUGGGCAGAGGCUGCCGACAUGAGGCCUGACUUCAAUGCGGUCCACGACCUCUUCAAGAAGCUCAACCACGGGAGGAAGGUGAAUUUCGUCGACACGAUGUUCCAACUCCUGGAGAAGUACUCCAACAACCUCGAAGAGCUGAUCAGGCAACGAACGGAGCAGCUCGACAUGGAGAAGAGGAAGACGGAGCAGCUUCUGAAUCGCAUGCUCCCCAGCUCGGUCGCGGAGAAGCUGAAGCUGGGGAUGCCGGUGGACCCUGAAGAGUUCAACGAGGUGACCAUCUACUUCUCGGACAUCGUCGGGUUCACCACGAUCUCGGCUUACUCGACCCCCUUCCAAGUCGUCGAUUUAUUGAACGACCUCUACACGUGCUUCGACGCCACCAUUAACGCCUAUACGGUGUAUAAGGUGGAGACCAUAGGCGACGCUUACAUGGUGGUCGGAGGGUGUCCGGUGAGGAUCCCGGACCAUGCCUCGCAGAUCGCCACCAUGGCUCUGGAUCUGCUCCACCAGAGCGGGAAGUUCAAACUCAAACACCUUCCUAACACCCAGCUGAAGCUGAGAAUCGGCCUCCACACGGGGCCAUGCUGCGCCGGGGUGGUAGGCCUGACGAUGCCGCGAUACUGUCUCUUCGGGGACACGGUGAACACGGCGUCCAGGAUGGAAUCGACCGGGGCGCCGUGGCGCAUCCAUCUGAGCCAGGCCACCAGAGAUCGAUUGACCCAGGUCGGCGGGUACCACAUCGAGUACCGCGGCAGGACCGAAGUGAAGGGCAAAGGCAAGAUGCCCACUUACUGGCUCCUGGGCAAGCAGGGCUUCGACAAAGAGCUUCCAACGCCUCCUCCACUCGGGGAGAGCCACGGACUGGACGAGAGCGUGAUCCUGUGCAGUCUGUCGAUCCACGAUCAAGCGGAGUCCGGACCCACUCAGCUGGAGGUGCCCUCUUCCGAGGAGGCCGCCCCAGGUGAGGGGACGCCAGGGGGUCGCGCCUCUCCCUCGGGCCCCAGGAGCGCGGUGGAGCAUCCCGGCGCCAGGAAGGUGGCCGUGUCGGUGCACGACGGCACCGAGAGGGUCCUGACACCCAGCUACUCGAUAAAAUCCAGCGAACCCGUGGAGAUCCUCCGGGACAUCGUGAAGACGCCCGACUACAGCGGCAGCGCGACGGUGACGAAGAGCGCCUCCGGGGACACGCAGAUGUCCCUGGGGACGCCGGUGUCGGCGACGGAGGUCGCCGCGGCGCUGCUGGGGGCCUCGACGACCUCGCUGACGUCGAUCAGCAGCACCUUCCGGGGGCGGCACCGAGGGCGGGUGGGGGUGAUCGACGAGGACGACCUGAGCACCCCGUACAACCAGUACAGGUGCCUCUCGCCGAACGAGCAUUACGGCAAGGGCUCGACCUGCAAGCUCCUCAAGAGGCAGUUCAGCCUGGACCGACCGGACGAGCAGCCGUCCAUCGUCGUCCCCGAGUCCCAGAGCCUGAGGAACACCCCGAGGCUGCACAAGCAGAACAGCGCCGGGGCGGCGAACGACCUGGAGAGGAUCGAGGAGGUGCCAAGCACUCCCAGCCACCAGGGCUACCGACUCGCUGCUUCCAUGUCGCUCUCCGUCGAGUCCCUGUCGCUUCGCUGA